UUAGCUGCAGACUACGCGAUGAGCAGAUCCCUGUUUCUAAUUCUUCUCGUCCUGGCGUUCUUCGGGCCCGGAAUUCUCCAGGCCCGCUCUUUGCCGGAGGGCCAGAGCCACCGGUUCGUGCGUCGGCGCAUCUCGCCCCAUGAUCCCGAUCUCGAGAUCAUCGAGGUCAAGGAGGUCUACUAUGUGCGGCGGCCCAAGAAGGUGGUCGUUCCACUGGACGAAGACGAACUGGACCGGCGGAUUCGCUGCGACUUCGAGCCAAGUCUAGCGGAGUGCAGGGAUUUAACUAAGAAACCUGUGGCCCCAAAAAGGCUACCCACCACGACAACCACUACUACAACCACUGAGGCCCCUACGACCUCUACAACCACCACUCGCAGAACCACCACCACCACCACUCAGGAACCACUGAGGGAUGAGUCCAUGGAGCGCAGCAUUCGCUGUGAAUUUGAUCCCACGGCAGAGGAAUGUACACCUUCAACCACUUCUACUACUACAACAACAACAACCACCACCACAACGGAGUUACCUCCCCUCCCUGAACUUAAAGAACCGGAAGUGGAAACCGAAGAGGAACCACAAGACUAUGUAGAUCCCGAAAUCGAUUCAGAAAGCGGCAAGGAAGAAGUCACCGAGGAAAUCCCCGAAGAAGUCACCGAAGAAACCACCGAAAAAUUCCCGGAAGAAAGUCCCGAGGAAGUUACCGAGGAAAUCGUCGAGGAACCGAAUCCCGAUGAUGACAUCGCUUUGGCAGAAGACGAUGGCGAGGGCGACGACGAUGAUGAGACCGAGGAUCCGGAGGACCAAGAGGACGAAGCGGACUUGGAGGAUAUGUACGAUGCGAAUCCCAAUCCUGGGGAAACCCACUCAAUUGGUGCUCACGAUGGCGGCACCUGGAACUACAGCCAGAAUUAAGUAGCCUUAAUUGGGUGUCAAUAAAAUGGCAAUUACGGAA
Molecule: messenger RNA, 955 nt
Organism: Drosophila takahashii
Lineage: Eukaryota; Metazoa; Arthropoda; Insecta; Diptera; Drosophilidae
Product: PH domain-containing protein DDB_G0287875
Source: RefSeq, a predicted model, not a curated record